Messenger RNA from Panicum virgatum (switchgrass), 1478 nucleotides. Its product is annotated as alcohol dehydrogenase-like 2. Gene Ontology annotation, biological process: formaldehyde catabolic process. The transcript has 10 exons. Gene Ontology annotation, molecular function: S-(hydroxymethyl)glutathione dehydrogenase [NAD(P)+] activity; zinc ion binding. The coding region runs from base 97 to 1275 and encodes 392 amino acids. The record is from RefSeq and is a predicted model, not a curated record. NCBI's taxonomy places the organism in Eukaryota, Viridiplantae, Streptophyta, Magnoliopsida, Poales, Poaceae. Gene Ontology annotation, cellular component: cytosol.
CACGACGAUAUAACCCGCACGCAGCAGCCACCAAGCGACGCCUAAUCGCCUAACAAACAGGCAACCACCUCCCCUCCGAUCCGACUUCCUUUGGCGAUGGAGCACAACAGCAUCGCCAGGCCGAUCAGAUGCAAAGCGGCGGUGUGCAAGGCGGCCGGGGAGCCGCUGGAGAUGGAGGAGGUGGAGGUGGCGCCGCCGCGGGCGCACGAGGUCCGCGUCAAGAUCGUCUGCACCUCGCUCUGCCACACCGACAUCACCUUCUGGCGCAUGAAGGAUGGCCCGAGCAUGUUUCCGUGCAUCCUGGGGCAUGAAGCCGUCGGCGUGGUGGAGAGCGUCGGGGAGCAGGUGCAGGAGGUGGCCGUGGGCGACACGGUGGUGCCGGUGUUCCUGGCGCAGUGCGGGGAGUGCGCCGACUGCCUCUCCCCCCGCAGCAACCUCUGCUCCGCUCUGCCGUACCGCCCCGGCAUGCCGCGGGACGGCACGACGCGCUUCUCGCUCGCCGCCUCCGGCGAGCCCGUCCACAACUUCCUGUCCGUCUCCAGCUUCGCCGAGUACACCGUCGUCGACGUCGCGCACGUCGUCAGGCUCGGCGGCGACGCCCUGCCGCCGGAGCAGGCGUGCCUGCUCGGCUGCGGUGUUCCAUGCAUUGCAGGGGUUGGUGCGGCUUGGAAGGUGGCGGCGGUGGAGCCCGACUCGACGGUGGCCGUCUUCGGACUGGGAGCUGUCGGGCUAGCGGUAGCGCAAGGGUCAAAGAUGCGCGGGGCCACGAGGAUCAUCGGGGUAGACGUGAACCCUGACAAGUUCGAGAUCGGCAAGAAGCUGGGGGUCACCGAGUUCGUCAACCCGAACGACAUCGGAGAGCAGACCGUGAGCGAGGUCAUCAAGGAGAUGACGGGCGGCGCAGGGGCCGACUACUGCUUCGAGUGCAUCGGCUCGGUUUCAGUCAUGGCGGAGGCCUUCAAAAGCUCCCGGAUAGGCUGGGGGAAGACGGUGGUCCUGGGCGUGGACGGCAGCGCGGCGCCCAUCAGCAUACCGUCGUUCGACAUCAUGAGGGGCCGGUCCGUCGUCGGCUCCUACUUCGGCGGGAUCAAGCCCAAGGACGACAUCCCCGUGCUGGCAAACAAGUGCCUCCACAAGGAGCUGGAGCUGGACGAGUUCAUCACGCACCGAAUGGGCUUCGACGACAUCAACCGCGCGUUCGACCUGCUCGCGCAGGUUCAGUGCCUCCGCUGCAUCAUCUGGAUGGACGGCGCCGAGCAGAAGGCCGGCGCGUGAUGCCGCCGACGCCGCGCUAGCGCUCGCGCUCGCGCACGAAUGGCAUGGACGAUAGUCCAACAUGAGAUGAAGUGAUGUUGCGUCAUGUAUGUACCGUGGGCGUCCACGUGUCGGACGCCAGUGGAGGGAGGUGGAAGGGAUGGAAAACAGAUUUCAAAUUUCAAAUAGUGAUCUUUUCUCUCUGUUUGACGAGAUUUUGUGCA